Aphanomyces invadans is the source of this 246-nucleotide messenger RNA. RefSeq lists its product as hypothetical. NCBI's taxonomy places the organism in Eukaryota, Oomycota, Saprolegniomycetes, Saprolegniales, Verrucalvaceae. The coding region runs from base 1 to 246 and encodes 81 amino acids. The transcript is spliced from 3 exons. The record is from RefSeq and is a predicted model, not a curated record.
AUGACCCUCAGCCUUGUCGUCAAUUUGGCGUUGAUGGCCGCGAACUCGGUCCACAAGCACCGGGUCUUGACACAUGUUGGGGACGUGCAGAAAGCCUACGAUUAUCAUUGCCAGAUGCUGACGUAUGUCGGCCACCAAAGUGUCGUAGGCUUUGCCGAGGUUGUGAAAGCCACUGGAUUUGUCAAGAAAGCGGUCCAAGCAGUUAUGGACGAUUGUGGACGCUCGAGGGAGACGCAAAAGCCAUGA